Messenger RNA from Lolium rigidum, 3506 nucleotides. Its product is annotated as calcium-transporting ATPase 4, endoplasmic reticulum-type-like. NCBI's taxonomy places the organism in Eukaryota, Viridiplantae, Streptophyta, Magnoliopsida, Poales, Poaceae. Gene Ontology annotation, cellular component: membrane. The record is from RefSeq and is a predicted model, not a curated record. Gene Ontology annotation, biological process: calcium ion transmembrane transport; intracellular calcium ion homeostasis. The transcript is spliced from 8 exons. Gene Ontology annotation, molecular function: ATP hydrolysis activity; ATP binding; P-type calcium transporter activity. Bases 1 to 3171 code for a protein of 1056 amino acids.
AUGGGCGAGGCCGGCCACGACGCGCCGCCGGCGGCGCCGCCCGCCGACGACGCCUUCCCAGCCUGGGCGCGGACCGUCGACGAGUGCGCGAAGCGCUACAACGUCUCCCUCACCCACGGCCUCUCCACCGCCGACGCCGCAACCCGCCUCCGCACGCACGGCGCCAACGAGCUCCACGAGCACCCAGGCCCCACAACCCUGGACCUCAUCCUCGACCAGUUCAACGACACCCUGGUCCGCAUCCUGCUGGCCGCAGCCGCCGUCUCCUUCCUCCUGGCGCUCUCCUCCUCCGCCGGCGCCCUGACGCCCUCCGCCUUCGUCGAGCCCCUCGUCAUCUUCCUCAUCCUGGUCGUCAACGCGGCUGUCGGCGUCUGGCAGGAGACCAACGCGUCCAAGGCCCUGGACGCGCUGCGCCGGAUCCAGUCCGACCACGCCACGGUCCUCCGCGACGGCGCCUGGGUCCCCGCGCUCCCCGCCCGGGACCUCGUCCCCGGCGACGUCGUGCAGGUGCGGGUGGGCGACAAGAUCCCCGCCGACAUGCGGGUGGCGCGGCUCGUCACCUCCACCCUCCGCGUCGAGCAGGGGUCCCUCACCGGCGAGACCAACUCCGUCAACAAAACCGCCCACGCCCUCCCCCCCACCGCAUCCGACGCCGACAUCCAGGCCAAGGACUGCAUGGUCUUCGCGGGCACGACCGUGGCCAACGGCGGCGCGAUCUGCCUCGUCGUCCACACAGCCAUGUCCACCGAGAUCGGCAAGAUCCACUCGCAGAUCCACUCAGCCUCGCAGGAAGACGACGACACGCCGCUCAAGAAGAAGCUCAACGAGUUCGGCGAGGCGCUCACCAAGAUCAUCGGCCUCAUCUGCGUGCUGGUCUGGCUCAUCAACGCCAAGUACUUCCUCACCUUCGACCUGCGCCCAAACUCGUACCUCCCCACCAACAUCCGCUUCUCGUUCGAGAAGUGCACCUACUACUUCGAGAUCGCGGUGGCGCUCGCGGUGGCCGCGAUCCCCGAGGGCCUGCCGGCGGUGAUCACCACCUGCCUGGCGCUCGGGACCAGGAAGAUGGCCGCCAAGAACGCGCUCGUCCGCAAGCUGCCCAGCGUCGAGACGCUGGGGUGCACCACCGUCAUCUGCUCCGACAAGACCGGCACGCUCACCACCAACCAGAUGUCCGUCGCCAAGCUCGUCGCCGUCGGUGGCGCGCCGGGGACGGUUAGGAGCUUCAAGGUCGAUGGCACCACGUAUGAUCCCCGCGAUGGGAAGAUUCACGACUGGCCUGCAGGCGCAAUGGAUGCCAACCUGGAGAUGAUUGCGAAGGUUGCCGCGGUGUGCAACGAUGCCAGCGUCUCGCACUCUGCCAACCAGUUUGUCUCCACGGGGAUGCCCACUGAGGCUGCUCUCAAGGUCAUGGUUGAGAAAAUGGGACUUCCUGAAGGCAAGAACGGCUUGUCCGUGGAUCCAUCCGAGACAUUAGGCUGCUGCCGAUAUUGGAGCAAUGCUGCCAAAAGGAUUGCCACGCUCGAGUUUGACCGUAUGAGGAAAUCAAUGGGAAUCAUCGUUACGUCCAAAUCAGGAAGCAACACUUUACUUGUGAAGGGAGCUGUUGAAACCUUGCUGGAAAGGAGUACACAAAUACAGCUGCAGGAUGGUUCAGUUGUGCCCUUGGAUGAGAAGUCAAGAAAAGCUAUUUUGGCAAGUCUCCAUGAAUUGUCAACAAAAGCUCUGCGCUGCCUUGGUUUUGCAUACAAGGAGGAUCUUGGAGAAUUUGCAACAUAUGAUGGUGAAUUCCAUCCUGCUCACAAGCUUUUGCUGGAUCCAGCCAAUUAUGCAUCAAUUGAGACAGACCUGAUAUUUGUUGGUCUUGCUGGCCUAAGGGAUCCUCCGAGGGAAGAGGUCUUUGAUGCUAUUGAGGACUGCAGAGCUGCAGGUAUCCGUGUUAUGGUGAUUACAGGAGACAACAAAGAAACUGCUGAGGCAAUAUGUCAUGAAAUUGGUGUAUUUUCACCUGAUGAAGACAUCAGCCUGAAGAGCUUUACAGGGAAGGAGUUCAUGGCACUUGAGGAUAAGAAGACUCUGCUGCGAAGGAAAGGUGGCCUUCUGUUCUCUAGGGCAGAGCCUAGGCACAAGCAAGAGAUUGUGAGACUCUUAAAAGAAGAUGGUGAAGUUGUUGCUAUGACUGGAGAUGGAGUAAACGAUGCCCCUGCUCUAAAACUUGCAGACAUUGGUAUUGCGAUGGGUAUUACUGGCACUGAGGUUGCCAAGGAGGCUUCAGAUAUGGUACUAGCUGAUGACAACUUCAGUACCAUAGUUGCUGCAGUUGGUGAAGGAAGAUCUAUUUACAACAACAUGAAAGCUUUCAUAAGAUACAUGAUUUCCUCAAACAUUGGUGAAGUUGCCUCGAUUUUCCUUACCUCUGCUUUGGGUAUUCCUGAGGGAUUGAUACCUGUUCAGCUUCUAUGGGUUAAUCUUGUCACCGAUGGCCCCCCUGCAACUGCCUUAGGUUUCAAUCCUCCUGACAAGGAUAUCAUGAAGAAACCACCAAGAAGGAGCGAUGACUCACUGAUCACUCCCUGGAUUUUGUUCCGUUACCUGGUCAUUGGCCUUUAUGUGGGGAUUGCCACUGUGGGCAUCUUUGUCAUCUGGUACACCCAUGGAUCUUUCAUGGGCAUUGACCUCACUGGAGAUGGUCACUCCCUUGUCAGUUACUCACAGCUCUCAAACUGGGGCCAGUGCUCAACUUGGGACAACUUCACAGUUGCACCCUUCACUGCUGGAGCUAGAACUUUCACCUUUGACAACCCUUGCGAGUACUUCCAGGCUGGCAAAGUGAAGGCGACAACACUCUCUCUGUCGGUGCUGGUGGCAAUCGAGAUGUUCAACUCACUUAACGCGCUCUCUGAAGACACCAGCCUGCUCAGGAUGCCUCCAUGGGUCAACCCGUGGCUGCUCCUUGCCAUGUCGGUCUCGUUCGGCCUACACUUCCUCAUCCUCUAUGUGCCGUUCCUCGCACAGGUGUUUGGCAUUGUGCCGCUAAGCCUGAACGAGUGGCUGCUGGUGCUGCUUGUCGCACUCCCUGUGGUGCUCAUCGACGAGGUCCUCAAGUUUGUGGGCAGGUGCACGACUGCUUCGGGUCCCAAGAGGAGAGUAAAGAAGCAGAAGGGCGAGUGAAGAUGGCUAACAGCGGUUCUUUCAGACAUCACACAAACUAAUCAAUUUGUUCUGGACCAUGUAACAAUGGUCGACGAAGGAUGUUUAUUCAGCCGAUAAUAUAUAUAUGUCCAAUACAGGAAACUGAAGUAGAUAAAAUUUCUCAAACAAGAUUGAACUUAGCAGCUCUGCUCUUGUUUUUUAGUUGUUAGGUUGCAACCUUAAUUAUAUAUAUCCUGUGAAUUAUAUGUAGCUAGCGAUUAAAAGUCUUGAUCGUGUUUUGAGGACAACUAUUUGCCAAACAAGAGUGCAAAUAAUUAUUCACCGCGGGAACUACCGUUUCUGUUUAUUGUUGA